Messenger RNA from Spirodela intermedia, 3201 nucleotides. The record is from the annotation of a GenBank genome assembly. Lineage: Eukaryota; Viridiplantae; Streptophyta; Magnoliopsida; Alismatales; Araceae.
AUGGCGGGGAAGAUGGCGACGGUGGGGCGGGGGCAGGUGGGCGUGCUGUUUUCUAGGACGUUCAAUCUCACCUGCCUUCGCCGGAUCUCCUCUUCCCCUUCGCUCUCUCAGGAGCCGCAGCCGUUAGAGCCCUCCGCUCCCUCUGAGCCCACUCCACUUCCGCCAAGGCCUUCCUCGGGGAGUCCUCUGUACCAGGAUAACAACUGGAGGAGUCCUAGCCUCGGCACAUCGGGUUCCUUCCUCGUCCCCGUGGGGAUGGGGCUUUCUUCAGCCUCUACAAGCUCCGCGAAGAUCCAGGCCUUCUCGCAGACGCUCGACGCUGAGAGCCUGAUGAACGUGUUCGCAGACUGGACGGCCACGCAGAGGUGGUCGGACAUGAGACAGCUGUUCGAGUUCUGGAUCCGGACGCUGGACAGCAAUGGCAAGCCCAACAGACCCGACGUGGACCUCUUCAACAACUAUCUCAGAGCCAACUUCAUGCUGGACGCCUCUGCCGGGGAGCUUCUAGACCUCGUGGCGCAGAUGGAGGAGUACGAGGUUUCACCCAAUACUGCCUCCUACAACCUGGUCCUCAAAGCCAUGUGUAAGACUGGAGAGAGUGAAGCUGCGCAGAAGCUGCUUGAUCGGUGAGGGAACCUCUUCCUUGUCUGGUCUUUGGUAUCCAUUUGAGGUACCCGUUCCCAUUUUCUCAGAUCAUUAAAAUGAAAAACAAGACUCAGAAGGGAGCUUCUCUUUUGAAUGGAAGAUGGUUGGCCGAAUGCCGAAAAAUCUUCCCAGUCUCUGCCAUCAGUUUGCUCCAUUUUCUAUUCGAGGAUUCGGUCUUCAUGAAUUAUCUUCAACGUACGUUCUUCCUGCAUUUUAUGCAUCAGAUGAAAUCUGCUCGUUCUGUCUGAUCGUCCACAUCAUUCUCAGUUUCACCUUGCAAGGUAGGGAAUUGUUAUAGUCCAGAGUAAAGACAUAAUCGGUUUCAUUCCGAGACUUCCAGCGAAGAAAUUCCUCAAUUUUUUGUAUUUAACUGAAAAUCGGCAUCUCAUCACAGUCUUUCUAAAUCAUAUUCCCAUACUUUGAUCCAUGCCUGUGGUUUUAUCGUCGCUGGGACAGAUGGGCUGCAAUUUUUGUCUGCAUUUGACUUGUUCGUGAUCCCUUUUUUUGACGUUGGAAUGCUCAAACUUCAAUCUACACUGUUGGAGGUAAUCUUGUGCCAUCUCUGCUCGUUGUGUUCUUUUUGGACGACGGCGGAUCUCUGUUCCCAUUGAGAGUGAAUAGAUAGUUUUCCGAUCAGCUUUAUUCUCUCUCAAAUGCUGAAUCAUGCCAUCCGCUUCUAUGAUGAAUUCUCUAUUUAUUGACGUCAGGAUGCUGCAGACAGGGACCAAUUCCUUCCCCGAUGACGAAUCAUAUAACUUGGUCACUGGGUUGCUGCUUUCGGCGAAUCAGAUUGAUUCGGCGUUGAAAUACAUAGAUCUAGCGCUGAAAAAUGGUCAUGUGUUGUCGAUCAAUGUGUUCACGACCUGUGUACGGAGCUGCAUAAGUGCCGGAAGAUUGGACGCAUUGACAUCUGUGAUAGAGAAAUGCAAGGUAAUUAUUUACUUUCAGCUACCCCUGUUUACCGAAUCAAUGUUGCCUUAAUAUUUACUCCAUUGAACCACCCCCUAUUUCUCAAUCUCCUCCAUGGUGGCUUGCGACAAUACUCUACCCAUCUUGGGUUCUGACCCAAAUCUUGCCAACAAGGUUCAUAUUACUCCAAAACCCUGUAACUUCUGACUAGAAGGGUCGUCCUUAGUUCUCACACUGCCUUUGCAGUCAGUCAGAUACCUUUUCAUUUUUUCUAUCUCUUUUGUUAAGGGGUCCUACUCAUAUGGAAAUAUGUCUAUUUCUAGACAAUGGAUCAGAACAAGGCUCUUUGUCCUCCCUGGGCUCUGUGCAACUACAUUGCAGAUGUCGCCUUUCAGGCUGACCAUAGUAAACUAAGCUACUUCGCUCUGGAGUUCCUUGCCCGAUGGAUCGUUCGAGGGGAGAACGCCAGGCCGCCCGUUCUCCUCUCUGCAGACGAAGGGUUGGUAGUCUCAGCACUUAGUGUUGCAGCGAGGACGUAUAACUCCUCUCUCUUGGAUGCCUCUUGGUCGAUCCUUAGGCGUUCCUUGCGUGGUAAAAGGCUGCCUACAGCAGAGUCUUACCUUGGAAAAAUCCACGCUCAUGCCUCUUUGGGAAACCUUCAGCGGGCUUUCAGUACCCUGAAUGAAUUUGAAACAGCAUAUGGGCAAUCUCCUGGAACAGAAGAUCUCUUCUCUCCGUUCACAUCCCUGCAUCCGUUGGUCGUUGCAUGCUGCAAGAAUGGCUUUGCCACUCUGGACACAGUAAGCUGGUCUCCAAAUUUGUCAUUUUCAGGGUGAUAAUUCUAUGCUGCGAUGUAUAUACUUAUACUAAUUUUAGUUUAUGUAAAAAUCUCAGGUCUAUUUCCAGCUAGAAAACCUAAGCCGUACUGAUCAGCCUUACAAAUCGGUCGCCGCUCUGAAUUGUGUUAUAUUAGGUUGCGGUAACAUAUGGGACCUCGAUCGCGCCUACCAGACUUUCGAGGCUAUCUCAGGCACUUUCGGGUUGGCACCUGAUAUCCAUUCCUACAAUGCUCUGAUGAGUGCCUUUGGAAAGGUCAAGAAGGUCAGCGCUUGCUCUGGGACACAUUUGGAUAGCAUCUGAUGGUGAUUUUCAAGGGCUCUUUGUUUCCCAUUUCCUAUUUGGGGCUCAUCGUGUGUUCUAAUGGCGUACAGACUUUUGAGGCUUCGAGGGUCUUCGAACACAUGACCGGUCUGGGUGUGAAGCCAAACUCGACAACAUAUCUGCUGCUUGUCAACGCCCAUCUGGUGAAUAAGGAUCAGAAAGCCGCACUCUCUGUGAUCGAUGAGAUGGUUUGACUUCCCUCCAUCACCUCCUCUCGUUCAAUGAUAGGAGGGGCAUAUAACUAAUAUGUUAUUUCUGCAAACUGUCAGAACUGACCCUUUAGUCCGGACCUUGGAGCAGGUGGAGGCUGGUUUUGUCCCUGAUAAGGAAGUCCUCCGAAAGGUCCGGCGGCGAUGUGUGAGGGAGCUGGACUUUGACAGUAAUGAUCAGGUGGAGUCACUGGCGAGAAAGCUUAGUUACAGGCUAGGCAGCGAAUUCCGGAGGGAGAUGCUCUUCAACCUUGAUUACAGCAUGAACAAUGCCUGA